This is a messenger RNA of Menidia menidia (Atlantic silverside), 2247 nucleotides long. Lineage: Eukaryota; Metazoa; Chordata; Actinopteri; Atheriniformes; Atherinopsidae. The record is from the annotation of a GenBank genome assembly.
GUAGACGUGACCGAACCCAACAGCUCAGACAGCCGUGGCGAGCGCCUCGACUUCUUCCUCAAACAAGAAGAGGCGCUAACCACAGAACCUGGCUUCCUGGGCACCAACGAAUCAGAGGAGGCCGGCGGAGGAGGCCGAGGUGGAGGGAUCUCAUCUGUGGCCAACCUGAAAGCAGCACUGAUGAGUAAGAACAGCCUGUUGUCACUGCGGGCGGAGAUGAUGGGAGAUGAUAACCCCUUGCUGUACGAGUACCUACCCAAAGGAGGACACUCCCUGUCUUGGCUCCGCUCCAACAGCUACUGCAGCACGCUCCGGCCAGGGGCCACUAUUCAUAACAAACAGGGCGCUGGCUCCUCUUCUCCUCCUCUUCCUCUUCUUCCUCCCCAUCUCCCACCAUCAUCACCACCACUCCCGCCAUCAUCAACAUCAGCACACUGCCCACCCACUCCACCCACGCCACUGCACCCCUCUGAGCCCCGGCCCCUGGAGGCCCCUGGUCUGCGGGCUGGGGCGCUCCCACUACACUCGGAAGAAACGGACAUGGAAACGGAAGACCCCCCCGAGGCCUUGGAAGGAGAGGAGUGUCCUGUGGAGAGGGAUCAGAUGGGCGAGGGGAGCUGUGCUGGUGGCUUGACUGUGCCUGCGUCAGUGUCCGUAGCUGGCAGAGGAACUAAAGGGCUGCUGGUGGUGGGUGACGAAGCUGGAUCAGGGGAGAGAGUUCUGCCAGAGCGCUGUGCCUGGCCCUCACAGGGGUUUGCCUGCUCCCUGUGCAAGCGGCUGUUCAGCAGCCUGGAGCAUCUCAGGGAACACGAGUACCAACACACUCUGUCUCUAAUGGCCUUGUCUCUGGACUGGCCCAACAUGCAAGGUCCACACUGUCAACCUAUCCAGCCCCAUCACCACCCACAAGUCCAGCCCCCCCUCUUCGGCCAGUCUCUCUUCCGCUCCGCCAUGGGCGAGCCCAUGUCAGCGCGCUACUUCUGCUCCCAGUGCCCGGCCAGCUUCACGCUCAAAUCCAACGCAGACCGCCACGAGAAGACCAUCCACUACAAGAAAAAGCUGAUGCAGUGCGUUUACUGCCUGAAACACUUCAGAGACCGCACAGACCUGCACAGGCACCUGUCAUCCGUGCACUCCAAAGAGAGAGGGCACACCUGUCCAGCCUGUGCCAAGGCUUUUAGCACCCAGAAAAACCUGGCAACACAUGUUAAAGUGUGCUGCCAGGUGGCGUUGGUUCCAGGAGCUCUGCUGGGUGGCAGCUCCGGAAUGGAAAUGUCUCAGGUGAACGACUUCACAGUGAUCCGCAAAAAGUUCAAGUGCCCCUACUGCAGUUUCUCUGCUAUGCACCAGUGCAUCCUUAAGAGGCACAUGCGCUCCCACACUGGCGAGAGGCCCUACCCCUGUGAAAUCUGUGGCAAGAAGUUCACCAGACGGGAGCACAUGAAGAGGCACACACUGGUCCACAGCAAAGACAAGAAGUAUGUGUGUAAGGUGUGCAGCCGCGUCUUCAUGUCGGCAGCCAGCGUGGGGAUAAAACACGGCUCCCGUCGCCACGGGGUCUGCGCCGACUGCUCCGGCCGGGGGAUGGCCGCCCUGCUGGACCACAACGGGGAGGUGGGUGGAGAUAUCUCACCCGAGGAGGAGCUGUAUCCGGGGGAUCGUUUCCACGAUGACCAGGCAGAGUGCGACGGGGACGGAGACGGGGAGGAGGAGAUGAUGGUCGAGGGGGACGGGGAGAUCCUGGCCGAGGGGGAGGAAGAAGGGGGGAAGUGGAAGGACUCGGGCAUGACCGCUGAGGCACACGGAGCACUGGACAAUGAGAAAGAGGAGAGCGACUCCUCGGCUCAGGAGGGCGAGCAGCAGAAUGGGAGGUUCAGGCCAGAGUCCAGCAGUUUUUUCUACUCUGUCGCAAUGAAAACCAGUGAGGACGCUGCCAAGGGCACAGUCGACACUAGGCUGCAACUUUGUAUGUUUGCCAUCACAAUCACCAUGGAAACCAAGGAUCACAGUCAGAGUAGGGAAACAGCCUGGAAGACGAGCGUCUUGGUUCCUCCUCAGCUGUUAGCCAGCUGGAAAGCUGCAGGGGCUGCCAAAGCUCCAAGUGUCCACAAGAGGGCCAGAUGGGACAGGAAACUGCUUUUGGACCUCUGGCUGGAGAGUCCAGGGCCUUUCCAUGGGUCCUGCUCUCUGCAAGCCAAAGCUCCGGCCUGGAGGCCUGCUGCUGCUAACAGCGAGAAGGACGAGACC